GUGAAAUUCCUGUCCUGCUUAAGUGACUCCCCCCUCAGCACUACUGAGCGUUCUCAUCCCUUAAUACUGCAAGCAGAAAACAAACUUGUGGAACUCUUUUAAACUUCCUAUUUAACUUUUAAAAACUUUUAAUUCGAGUCAUGCGUUGGUCACUGUUGUGCGUAAUUAUAGCUGUUGCGUCCGCGCAGGCAGAUGCGCAAAUCUCCAGUCGGUUUGUCGUCGGAUGCCCUUCUCGGUGUGACAAGUCGAUGUGUCCCCGGCUACCAGCGGAUUGCCAGGCGGGGCAAACCCUCGACGCCUGCCACUGCUGCCCAGUGUGUGCGUCCGGUGAGGGCGAAGCCUGUGGCGGUACCGGGAAGCUUGGGGACCCCGUGUGUGGAGAAGGGCUGGAGUGCUCGGUCUCCGGCGGAGUGGCAUACACUGCAACGGUGAGAAGGAGAAGCAAGAGUGGGAUUUGCAUGUGUAAAACCACCGAACCGGUUUGUGGAAGCGAUGGAGUGUCCUACCGGAAUAUUUGCGAACUUAAGAGGGUCAGCCGCCGGGCGCAGAAGCUACAACAGCCACCUGUUCUUUUCAUUCAGCGGGGAGCCUGCGGGAAAGUUCCAGCUCAGGAUAACCCAGACAGCCCAAGACUCAAAUACAACUUCAUCGCAGACGUGGUGGAGAGAAUUGCUCCAUCUGUGGUUCAUAUUGAAGUUUACCGCAAGAUGACCUAUUCCAAGCGGGAGGUGGCAGUGGCCAGUGGUUCUGGCUUUGUUGUGUCAGAAGACGGCCAGAUUGUGACCAAUGCACACGUAGUCGCCAAUAAGCACCGGGUGAAAGUGGAGCUAAAGAGCGGCGCCUCCUACGAUGCCAAAAUCAAAGAUGUGGAUGAGAAGUCAGACAUCGCCCUCAUCAAGAUUGAUAUGCCGACCAAGCUCCCUGUACUCCUGCUGGGUCAUUCAUCUGACCUGAGACCAGGAGAGUUUGUGGUCGCGAUCGGCAGCCCGUUUUCCCUCCAGAAUACAGUUACUACCGGAAUCGUCAGUACAACUCAGCGAGGGGGCAGAGAGCUAGGCCUGCGCAACUCUGACAUGGACUACAUUCAGACUGAUGCCAUCAUCAAUUACGGCAACUCUGGAGGGCCCCUGGUAAAUCUAGAUGGCGAGGUGGUUGGGAUCAAUACAUUGAAAGUGACAGCUGGCAUAUCCUUUGCCAUCCCCUCAGAUAAAAUCCGACAGUUCCUGGCAGAGUCCUAUGACAGGCAGUCCAGAGGGAGAGCAGCUGGUAAGAAGAAGUAUAUUGGUGUGAGGAUGAUGACUCUCACUCCUGUGCUGGCCAAAGAACUGAAGACUCAACAUCACGACUUCCCUGACAUCACCUCGGGAGCUUACGUUAUGGAGGUCAUUGCAAAGACACCAGCUGCAAUUGGUGGGCUCAAAGAGCACGACGUGAUCAUCUCAAUCAAUGGACAGACGAUCUCAUCAGCAACUGAUGUCAGUGCUGCUGUCAAGAAGGAUGACACCUUGAGAAUAGUUGUGCGCCGUGGAAAUGAGGAUGCUAUCCUCACUGUUAUUCCCAUGGAGAUUGACCCAUGACCCUCCAUAAAUCACACCGUGGGAGCUGGAGUUGGGCUUUACUUAUCACCAGUUGACUUGAUAUUGGAGAGAGCUUUACUGACACGCUCUUUCCUUAUGGCCAAAGGCCAGUGGCACCACAUAUCCAGGAAAAAUCUGGCUUUGCCUUGAAAGAAACAUCUGUACGGAUGCUUUUGUACUUUCAUUUUCAUGUGUUCACUUUUAUUUGUUAAUGCCUUGAUCAAUGCUACCAUUGUUUGGUCACAAACAUAAGAAGUGGUUAUUGACAUAUUGGUUUUAUCUGCUUUGUCUUUUUUUAAAAUGGACUUUUGCUCAGUUAGGAUUUCUACUGCAAUUGUAAGCAAUUGAGAGACUAGCUGCGCAAAUCUUAUUUGUAUGAUUGUUGUAUUCGAAACUUUUUUUAAAGUACUGUAGAAUGUUUUUAUGAUUAUGUGUUGCAUACUGAGAAGAUAAUAAAAAGUUUAGCUUCUUUUGUCUUGACA
Molecule: messenger RNA, 2059 nt
Organism: Monopterus albus (swamp eel)
Lineage: Eukaryota; Metazoa; Chordata; Actinopteri; Synbranchiformes; Synbranchidae
Product: serine protease HTRA1A-like
Exons: 9
Coding region: 141-1577 (478 amino acids)
Biological process (GO): positive regulation of apoptotic process; proteolysis; programmed cell death
Cellular component (GO): extracellular region
Molecular function (GO): protein binding; serine-type endopeptidase activity
Source: RefSeq, a predicted model, not a curated record